Arabis nemorensis is the source of this 279-nucleotide messenger RNA. Lineage: Eukaryota; Viridiplantae; Streptophyta; Magnoliopsida; Brassicales; Brassicaceae. The record is from the annotation of a GenBank genome assembly.
AUGGAUCCAAUAGAGAAGAAACGAGACCUUACCACAUCAGAAACCGCAAGUCCCCUCUCAAAGAUGGACCUGAAGAAGCAAAACGACGUCACUAUGUUCCUUGCGGAGAAAGUAAUCUCUACCGUAGCAAGAAACACUAAUUUCACCAUGGUCGCGUCUACCACUGAAGACGAAAGAGUAAGAUCCUUGAUCUUGUUCGUCCUUAGGUCUUCCUCAAUCGAUGGUAGCGCGAACGGUGGCCCUAAGAUCUCGUCGGUUAAUGGAGUGUGGAUAGAGUAA